This is a messenger RNA of Daldinia loculata, 592 nucleotides long. RefSeq lists its product as uncharacterized. The record is from RefSeq and is a predicted model, not a curated record. Lineage: Eukaryota; Fungi; Ascomycota; Sordariomycetes; Xylariales; Hypoxylaceae. The transcript has 2 exons. Bases 41 to 592 code for a protein of 183 amino acids.
CGUUUCGAAGUUGAAGACGGACAUAGUAAAGGUACAUAUCAUGGAACCUCUACAGCACGAAAUCAUCGACCAUCUGACACAGGAUCUCGAUAUUCCGGUUGGUGUCAUCGCGCGGUACAAGCGUGAUCAUCCAAUGGUUAAAAAUAUCGACCCUGUCACUAUAGAGGCAUGCGAUGUGAACGGGAGUCUUUCGGUUCUAGUUAACGCAGGUGCAUUCCAGGACGCGCUGACAAGCUUGACCUUUGCCGAGAACAUGCCACUCUUGGGUAGUUCGGCAAAUUUAUCGGGCACAUGGACGAAAUAUCGGGUGAAUGGUAUCAAUAAGGAGCUAAUCGACAUCGCGGAUAUCGUAAUCGGGCUGCUAAAGUGGUGGAUUCAUGGCCGGAGUUCCACGCUGCUGGAUUUCAGUGGCCCUUCCGUGGAGGUAAUCAGAGUUGGUGCUUGCUACGACGUAAUCAGGGACGUACUCAAGCGUCGAAACAUUGAGCUUCCACCAGACCCGGGAAUGGAGUCACUGAGGUUUGGAAAUCUGAGGAAUCUGGAUCCAGUCAAGUCAUUACAGGACUUGAUUACCCCUAUUCAAAACCAGUAA